CUUGCUACAUUUUCUCUCAAGUAUAUCUUACCAAUUUCCAUCUUCUUCUUCAGAGGCAAAGUGAAAACUUAAAAAGUCCAACAUUAAAAGAAUAUCAAAAACUAAAUUUCCCCCCUUUUGGCAAAACAAUUUACAAAGAUGACAAUGGAAGCGGUGGCACCCCUGCCAGCAACUGAAUCCCAAAAGAAGAAUAGGAUUCAAGUGUCCAACACAAAGAAACCCCUCUUCUUCUAUGUCAAUCUUGCUAAGAGGUACAUUCAGCAGCAUAAUGAGGUUGAACUGUCUGCCCUAGGGAUGGCAAUCACCACAGUUGUUACUGUGGCUGAAAUUCUAAAGAACAAUGGAUUUGCAACUGAAAAAAAGGUUUUAACAUCCACAGUUGGAAUGAAAGAUGAAGCAAAAGGCCGCAUGGUUCAAAAGGCCAGGAUUGAAAUCGUGCUGGAAAAAACUGAAAAAUUCGACAAGUUAAUGGCACCGAAUAAUGCUGCAGCAGAGGAAGCGCCGAACAAGGAUGAGGACAUCAAGGUGGAGGAAAACAAGCAGUAGUUUUAUUCGCCGCCACUUCAAAACUCAUGCUCACUGUAUCUCAGUCUGGACAUGAGGAUAUAUUAUACUACUAAUUCUGCUGUUAUACAUUUUAUUUGCUACAAGAGAUAAAGAUCUAGAGAG
Molecule: messenger RNA, 669 nt
Organism: Cuscuta europaea
Lineage: Eukaryota; Viridiplantae; Streptophyta; Magnoliopsida; Solanales; Convolvulaceae
Source: the annotation of a GenBank genome assembly